AUGAUGGACUUAGAAAAGACAAAGAGAGGUCUGCUUGCACAUUUUUAUAACAGGCCUGAAACCCCAAAUAUCUCUCAAUCUAAAUUCUUUAACAAAGAUUAUGCCAAUGAAUUAGAUAACUUCACGAAUAAUUAGUCUAUUAGUGAUUUGAACUUUGUAAAUAUACCAUUUGGAAGAUCUGAUUUUUCUCAAACUUCAAAAUCAGGAAUCGGCUUGGGAGCAAGUGGAACGCAACCUUAACUGCUCAAACUGAAUGAAUAAUCAAGUAAGAAGAUCAAUCUUAAGGAAAUGAAGAACAUGUACUUGAGGAAUUUGAGGCCAAAGAGCAGUAUGAAUUAAACUGGUGUCAUUUCUAGUAGCUCUAAUGCACUUAAUGCCACAGGAUUGCUCAGCUAGAAUGCCUUGAAUUAGUCAAGUUCUGUUCUAGGUGGUUUAGGUACACCGGAAUCAUCUAAAAACUCAAAGAUGCAAAAGAAGCUAAGGCAAAGCUCAUAUUCUGCUCUAAACUUUUCAGCAAAAACUAGGGAAAAAUAAGCCAAUUAGCUAAACAGAUCUGUAAACAAUUCUGUCAAUCUACACAAUUAUACGAAUCAACAAGCCUUAUCAACCAACUAGGAUUUUAACACUAACAGCAAUUAAAAUAACAAUAGUAGCAGCAAUUAGAACACAACAACUUAAAUCUUGCAUUAAUAGGUGCAGCUUAAUCAAUCUCAGAGAAAUCGAGCUUCAAGAAAAAACAGCCCUUAAAAAAUAUACGAGAAGUUUCAAAAGAAAUUAGAAAAAAUGAAUGAGGCAAUCAAGAAUCAAAGGCUUUUAAAUCAGUAAUUGGCUUAGCAGAUUUCAACUAGCUAGGAAAGACUUCCUGAGCUAAGCAUGACUUAGUAUCUUGACUAAAAAAUAUUCAAUGAGAGACCAAGAAAAUCAAAGUCUCCUUAGAAAUCUACUAAAUAGAUAGAAAAUGUUAAGGAUAAGUUUAAGCUAUCAUAAAGUGCUCUGAUGUCUCCUAAUACAAGUUAAAGGAAGAUAAUUUCACAAAAGAGUACUAUUCCAACAUCACUUGAUACAUAGUAUAACAAUGAAAAGUUAAUCAGCAAUAUCAGGCUAUUAAGAAGAUAAAUGAAUCAAACAAGUCUAAUUAAUGACUAAUCUAAAUCAAAGAAUGAACUCAUAAACGAAAUCAUCAAUAUCACACUUCCAAAAAGUAUAAAGUAGGCUCCAGUAUCUCAAAAUCAAUCUAGGGAAAGAGCUAAUUCUAAUUCUAUAAGCAAUACUUCUAAACUCUACCCGUCUUAAAAUAAUUAAAUGAACUCAACUCAUUAAUUCAAAAAGUUCAAAAUACAGAGCAAAAGAACAAGUCUCUAAGAAUCAAUUAUGACUCAUUAGAGUUGUUCUUAGCAUAAUCAUCAUAGAAGAAGGAAGAGCAGGUUCAAUUACAAGUUCGAUGAAAACACUUUCGAAGGCCAUAGACUUGAUGAGUUUUGCUUCAAGCAAUAGAAACUGCUUGAGUACUUGAGUAUUAAAUCAACAAUGCUAGAUCUUAAGAUGAGAUGGCUUGAAGCAGAAAAUUUAGUCCUUAGUAGUUACGAGGUAGCAAAUGCCAUGCUUAACUACAAGUACCAGAACAGAAGAAGACUACACUUCUCAAACAUCUAGGAUCAGCAAAAAAUGACCAAAUUUUUUAAACUUAGUUAUUGGAAAAAAGCUGAAAAAGGAUAAUUUAUGAAUGAGGAAAAAGAUUGCUUAAGGAGGCAUCAGAGAGAGUUAUUUUUGGAGUAGAAGCAGGAGAUGUCGACAUAAAUCAUAUUUGAAGGCAUUAAAGGUCUUACCAAGCCAAUUAGAGUCGAUGAAUACUUUUAUAGAUAACAGAAUCAGAAUCAGUUAUUCAAGAGAGCUUUUUAGAGGAACGUCGUUAAGCAAUUUGUCUUUACAGAUGUGAAGAGGGUCAGAGAUAUAACAUUGCUGAAAUCUGAUAAAUCCUCAAUCAUCUAAAAUAUAAUACGCGAAAGAUAGUUGACAAACAAACCUUUCAAUGAAAAGUUCUACUUGAAUUACUUUAUUGUAGAGGAGGAAUAUUUCAAAAAGUUAGAGAAAUAAUACUAAAUCGCAACUGCGAUUCCCUUUUAGUUUAAAAAACAUAUAGUCAAAAUGAAGCAAAACAAUGACUUUGAUCAGUUCGAACUUCAAUGUAAAAUACCAUGUAUAUCAAUUAAAAAAAUCAAAGCUCAAUUCGAGCAUAGCUAUGGAGUAAAGUACUUUGACAAUUUUGAAAUCCUAAUUUAACCAAAGAAGAAGAAGCUUUCUCAAGAUCAUUUCAAGACAGUUCAAGUCAAGCACAUUAAUCUGAAUAUAAAGAAAUCAAUAUCGUAAAAUGAUGAUGAGAAAAGUAGUGGUAGAAGAGAGGACAUCAUUGAACAGCAUUAAUUAUUAAAGAGUCCAACCUUUCUUGGUAUUUAUGAAAAAAACUAAUCAGCAAAUAAGCAUGCUGAUUUAAUUUAAGCGAAAUAGUCUCCUAGGCUAAGUGUUUAUUACAAUAAUAAAGAGAUGCUUCAAACAAUAAACUCCAAUGGAGAAUUGACUGACGAGGCUAUGAAUAAUUUAUGCGAGCUUAAGCUUGAAUACAAAACUCCAUUUCAAAUUCUCAAGGACAUAAUAGACACUAGGUAUGCAGAUACUUAAGAUGCUUAAAUAGGAAGCUAGGCACAGUACUAUUUUAGAAGAAUUUAUAACAAGAUUUAUCCAGACUAUAAGCAUUUUAUUGACCAGUAUAUCUUCAAUGGGGAAAUUUAAUACGAUAUUAUAUGCGAUUACCUGCUUGAUAGCCAUAUGGAAAAGGAUCGAUAAUUCAAGUUGUUAGAAGCUAAUCGAAUUAAUGACAUUAAUUCUAUAUUCAGAGGCAGAAGAAAUCAUAUUUAGAGCUCAUUCUCCUAGCUGUAAAAGUUUAUCUACAUGCCCUAGUACAUCUAUGUCUAGGAAAUGAUGCUGAAGGAGAACUAUAUCAAGCAGAUAUUCAAGAGAUAUAGACAACUAGUUCGAAAAACAAGAACUAGGAGAAUAGGAAAAGCAGUAUAACGACAAGAUAAAGCCUAGAAAAUAAUUAUACCUGAUGAAAUUGAAAUAGAUAAAUAGUACGAGCGGUUAAUAUUCUUCGAAGAACCCACUAAGUAUGAUGUGAUUGGUGAAAAUAGCUAGAUUGUAAGACUGGCAGAUGAGUUUCUGUAUAAACUAGUAUUCAAAAACAACGACGAUGACUUUAUUGGCUACGAGUUCUUUAGAAUGCAGCACAAAAAUAUGCUGAGAAAUAAGCUGCAAAGAGGAUUCAGGAAAAUGCUAUUCAUUCUAAUCCAUAAGUUUUUUGAACAGGAGAGUCACAUGGAAUAGCAAAAUGAAUAAUAUCUUUAAGAUGGAGAAAAGUCUCAUAGAAAUGGCUAAGACUUCAGAACUUUUCUAGGCCUUUAAAUCCGCAGAUUUCUCAUUAAGAAGCAAAGACUGGCUAUUAUCUGUUUUAAUGAAGUAAAGCAAUCGUCUUAUUAUCUGGAGGAGAAUUACUAGAGAAAGGGGUCUUUUGCUUGCAAGAUCAGGGACAUUAAUGAUAUUGAGGACUACUAGAUUGAAAAAAUGGAGGAAGAUAACCAAGAAAGAUAAAAAGCAUAAAAGGAAAGAGUUGAUUUGAAGCUUGAAUUUGAUUUACAAUAGAAAAGAUAGAAUUCAAUUGAUAAGAUUUUGUAUCAUCGCAGACUAAGAACUAAGUAAAAUCGAAGGGGUGGCUACUAUAUACAGCUAUCAUCAGGAGUGUAUGAUUCUGAUACAAGUUAGACAUCAAAGUAUGAUCCAAUAAUUAAGAAGGAAGUUUUGAAACUCAAAGAGAAAAUAGUUAAGGAAUACAGUUUCAGAAGAAAGGGUAAGAACUCUAUAGAAUUAGAGAGGGAAGCUUUUAAUAAUGAUUUCAGAUAUGAACUUCUGCUGAAUAGUCUGCAAACUGAGGAGAACGCUGAUGAUUUAGAUGAACAUUUGCUAAAGUAUGCUGAUAGCAAGCAGAAUGAGAGCAGUUUAUCCUCUGAGGAAAUGAGUAUAAGAUAGAGACAAAGAAAGUCUAUAUUGCUUUAGAGGAACAUAUUUGUGAUUGAUGAAAAGUCUGCUGAAAAAGCUAGCAAUGGAAAUUAAAACAGCCAUAAGAAUAAUAUACGUUAUAGAUAAGAAAACGGAAUAAACAUAGAGAUUUUAGAUCUGGAAGAUCAAAACAAAAUUGAUGAAUAUUCUCAGAGCUAGCAAUUAUCAGACUCUAUAUCAACUGAAAAGGUAUUGUCCUCAUGCUUUAAAUUAAUAUUUUAGUCAAAAUUAAGAUAAGUCAUUCGUGUCAGAAAGCAGUCAUCUAUGUUUGGGAAUUAGCCAAAGUAAUAGCGAAUGAACUCAAAUCUCUAUGAAAAAGAACUAGACAAUAAAAUUAUCUCUAUAGUCUCAAAUGACUCUCACAAUUCUCAUUUAGUUAUAAAACCUAAAAGCAAAUAGAUGUUUGAUAGUAUUUAGAGGAAUUAGGGCAAUCAGAUAGAAUUGAAAAUAAUGAGAAGUUUAAAGGAUUAAAAUUACAUCCUGGCUGAGCACUUGAUGAAAAAGCAUAAGUUCAAUCUUAACUUUAGAGACUCUAAGGGUAAUGAUUAUCUAAACUUGGCAGCCUAGCUAGGCUAGCCAGAUAUUAUCCGCUUGCUUUUGUCUAAAAAUGCAGAUGCUAAUACUAUAAACAAGCAGGGGAAUACUCCACUUCAUUAUGCAUUAAUCAAUCAAAAUACGGCUGUUGAAGAUUUAUUGUUGAAAAAUGGAGCGAAUACCUAGAUUAAAAAUAACGAAGGAAAAAAACCAUUUGAUUAUUGA
Molecule: messenger RNA, 4866 nt
Organism: Stylonychia lemnae
Lineage: Eukaryota; Ciliophora; Spirotrichea; Sporadotrichida; Oxytrichidae
Source: the annotation of a GenBank genome assembly